Messenger RNA from Talaromyces stipitatus ATCC 10500, 996 nucleotides. Its product is annotated as plasma membrane protein Pth11-like, putative. Bases 1 to 996 code for a protein of 331 amino acids. Lineage: Eukaryota; Fungi; Ascomycota; Eurotiomycetes; Eurotiales; Trichocomaceae. The transcript is spliced from 5 exons. The record is from RefSeq and is a predicted model, not a curated record.
AUGCCGCUUUUUAGUCACUAUGGAGACCUUCCUGAUAUCUCUUACUGUCUCUCCUACCUAUCUCUCUUCUUCUCCAUAUUCACACCGAUCAUCGUCAUUGCGAGAUUGGUCUCUCGGAAAGCCUUUGCGAGAAAGGUGGGUGUGGAUGACUGGACAAUUCUAGCUUCUGCCAUGUUUGCGGAAGUGGUGUCAAUCCAAAUGAUAUUCCUUUGCGAGUGGUCUUUUGGUAAACACGUCAACCAGCUUCAGGAUAAAUCCCAGCUUGUGAAGACCUUGAAGGUCUACUUUGUGGCUCAGAUUCUGUACAAAGUCAACAUUGGACUGACCAAGAUCAGCAUACUUCUCCUCUACCUCAGAAUUUUCGUCGUACAAUGGUUUCAACGGACGUGUCAAGCGUGGAUCGCAAUCGUCAUUAUAUUCACAAUUGGGACGGUAAUUUCAAGUAUCUUCCAAUGUACGCCGGUGACCUUUGCCUUCGACAAGAGCGAGAAGGGAACAUGCAUCAACCUCACUGCAUUCUGGUAUGCAAACGCCGCAUUUAACAUCCCGAGCGACCUCGUCAUAAUUUUCCUCCCGAUUCCGGUAAUCCGUAAGCUGCAACUUCCUCCACAACAAAAAUUUCUGCUCUCUGGCACCUUUGCCGUGGGAAUCUUCGUCUGCAUCACCUCCAUCCUCCGGAUUACCACCUUGGACAUUGCCACCUCUCACCUCGACGUGGCAUGGAACAGCAUAGCUUCAUCGAUGUGGACUAUAAUCGAGUUCAACCUGGGCAUUUUUUGUGCAAGUCUUCCUGCCUUUCGGUCCGCGCUGUCCAGCUUUUUCCCUGCCUUUUUUGGCCGCGUCCACUCCGCCACAGACUAUGAGUCACGAUCCCGCCCUCGAAUCAAUAAAGCUAAUAUGCGGGCGAUUGAUCAAUGGAACGAGUUACAUGAGUGCGAUUCUCGAACCCAUAUUCACAGUGACCUUGUAAAUGAUUCAGAUUCAGUUCAGAAGUAA